This is a messenger RNA of Spinacia oleracea (spinach), 1020 nucleotides long. RefSeq lists its product as uncharacterized. The record is from RefSeq and is a predicted model, not a curated record. The transcript is spliced from 2 exons. NCBI's taxonomy places the organism in Eukaryota, Viridiplantae, Streptophyta, Magnoliopsida, Caryophyllales, Amaranthaceae. Bases 187 to 795 code for a protein of 202 amino acids.
ACCUUGCAAGAGCAACGCCAUUGGCUAAGGGUUACAAUACCCAACCCUCAAAUGAGCACGAUCAAUGCAUACCUGGGGUGCUCUGCUUGUGGACGGCGUGGAGACAUUCCAGCAGGGACAUCCUACACUUGCACCAGAUGUAAGGCAGAUACCGUGUCUACUCCCAAGUAAGCUGCAAACUUUAGAAUGUUUUGUUACAGACGAAUACAUGUAAUGCUGUGUCACACUUUUGCAAAUGAUCAUUGUAGGAUUACCUACAAUUUCGUGGCAUCUGAUGGGACUGGCACAAUGGAAUGCACCUCGUUCACUGAAGAUUCUGAAAAGUUGUUCAGGAUGACGGCUGCAGACACGUUCAGGAUGAAGCACAGCAAUGAUGCAGCGACCUUUGAACAGCUCCAGGAAAUGCUCAAGUCCAACCACUUUCUGCUGGAAAUCGGUCCAACAAUGGGCCUUUCAAAGAACGGCGUGCUUGAAUGGUGCUUAAAAUCGAUUGAUUUGGAAUCAGGGGAGGCCCAAGCAGAAAAUGUUGAGCAUCACUUUGCUGAUCAGCAGGCUGAACAGGGUCCGAGUGCCAGCCAGGUGCUUGCACAAGCAACGGUUGCUAGGCAGCAGCUUGAACAACCAACGCUUCGUAGGAAGAACCCUGAGCAAGCAAUGGUUACUGGGAAGCAUCCAGAGCAAGGAGCCAUUCCUCAAAAGAAACUGAAGCAGGAAUUCAUAGCUGAGCUCCAUGCUGCACAGGGGAGUAUUGCAAGACAAUCUGACGAAGAAGAGGAUGACUCCUCUGGUAAGUAAUUCAAGUGCAUCAUUAGUUGUCCCUUUUGCUUAGGAUGAAGAAGCCAGAUCCUCUGGUAUGUAAUUCAAGUCAAUCAGUCAUCCACCCUUUUGCUUAGCUAAGAUUAAUGUCUUGUAAAAUAAUUAGUAUUGUAGUUGAUCUACCUUGGAAACUUGUAAGAUAUAGGUAGUCUCUACUUAGCCUAGAAUCAAACCCUUUAGAAUUUGCGCUUACUAUGUUUACGA